UGUCUGUGAAUUUCUAUUAUUUUAAGCGUGUGAACGGGACUUUUAUUUUGGUGUGGUGACGUGACGUCAUAAGUCUGCGCCGCACUCCUGCAUCUGUGAUUCUGCUGAAGAAAGAGAAGCUCCUGCUGAAGAGACUGAGACACACACUGUUAUAAAGAUGGAGUUUAUUAAAGAGGAGAGAGAAGACGUGAAGAUCGAAGACACAUUCAGAGUCAAACAUGAAGAUACUCAGAAACACACAGAGAUGGCGUCAGUUAAAGAGGAGAGAGAAGAUGUGAAGAUUAAAGAAGUAUUCAGUCUGAAACAAGAAGAGUCUGAGGAACAAACAGACCUGAUGCCACUGAAAGAGGAGAGUCAUGAACUGAAUGAAAUGGAAGAGAAAGAUCAGAUUGAGAAAUACCAUGAUUUCAUGUCUGGGGAAAAAUAUUUUAGUUACUCACAGACUCAUAAAACAGAAACUAGGAACCUUAAAGUCCAGAGGAGAGUUCACACAGGAGAGAAGCCUUUCACCUGUCAACAGUGUGGAAAAAGUUUCAUUCGAAAAGACAGCCUUUAA
Molecule: messenger RNA, 556 nt
Organism: Cyprinus carpio (common carp)
Lineage: Eukaryota; Metazoa; Chordata; Actinopteri; Cypriniformes; Cyprinidae
Product: zinc finger protein 510-like
Exons: 3
Coding region: 158-556 (132 amino acids)
Source: RefSeq, a predicted model, not a curated record